AAGGCCGGUUCCCACCCGGAGCCGCUGGCCCGGGCAUCCCAGUGCGACGCCGGCGGCCUCCACCUGCCGGGAGCGCGGGGCGGGGCGGGGCGGGGCGAGGCGGCCCCGGGGGCGGAGGCGGGAACCCGAGCUGACGCCCGGCCUCGGCUGCGGCAGUCGUCCUAGCCGGCGCUGGGGCGGCGGAGCGGCGGCGGCGGGGUGGCGAGGCGAGAGAUGGGGAGACCCCUGAAACACCUGGAAGACAGCGAGACUCGAGACCACAGACCCGCCUGGGGAGACCUGGGGCUCCCGGCGCAGGCGAAUUUCCUUGCGCUCGCGGGGAGCGCUCGAGGGGUUCGCCCCAUGGCCGGGACUUCGGGCCGCGAUCCUUGGGGGGCCCUCGGGAUUUGUUACCUUCUUGGCUCCCUACUCGCCGGAUUGCUUUCCCCAAGGGCUGUCGCCUUCAAUCUGGACGUGAUGGGCGCCCUGCUCAAGGAGGGCGAGCCGGAUAGCCUCUUUGGCUUCUCCGUGGCUUUGCACCGUCAGUUGCAGCCCCGACCCCAGAGCUGGCUGCUGGUGGGUGCUCCCCAGGCCCUGGCUCUGCCUGGACAGCAGGCGAAUCGCACCGGAGGCCUCUUCGCUUGUCCCCUGAGCCUGGAGGAAACUGACUGCUACAGAGUGGACAUCGACCGGGGAGCUGAUGUGCAGAAGGAGAGCAAGGAGAACCAGUGGUUGGGAGUCAGUGUUCGGAGCCAGGGUCCCGGGGGCAAGAUUGUUACCUGUGCACACCGAUACGAGGCGCGGCAGCGAGUGGACCAGAUGCUGGAGACGAGGGACGUGAUCGGUCGCUGCUUUGUGCUGAGCCAGGACCUGGCCAUCCGUGACGAGUUGGAUGGUGGGGAGUGGAAGUUCUGUGAGGGGCGCCCUCAGGGCCACGAACAGUUUGGGUUCUGCCAGCAGGGCACGGCUGCUGCCUUCUCCCCCGACAGCCACUACCUCCUCUUUGGGGCCCCAGGAACCUAUAACUGGAAGGGCACCGCCAGGGUGGAGCUCUGUGCGCAGGGCUCAGCGGACCUGGCGCACCUGGACGACGGGCCCUACGAGGCGGGGGGUGAGAAGGAACAGGACCCCCGCCUCAUCCCGGUCCCUGCCAACAGCUACUUUGGGUUGCUCUUUGUGACCAACAUUGAUAGCUCAGACCCUGACCAGCUGGUGUAUAAAACUUUGGACCCUGCUGACCGGCUUCCAGGACCAGCCGGAGACUUGGCCCUGAAUAGCUACUUAGGUUUCUCCAUCGACUCAGGGAAGGGUCUGGUGCGUGCAGAGGAGCUGAGCUUUGUGGCAGGGGCCCCCCGUGCCAACCACACGGGUGCUGUGGUCAUUCUGCGCAAAGACAGCGCUAGUCGCCUGGUGCCUGAAGUUACGCUGUUUGGGGAGCGCCUGACCUCCGGCUUUGGCUACUCACUGGCUGUGGCUGACCUCAACAAUGAUGGCUGGACAGACCUAGUAGUGGGUGCCCCCUACUUCUUUGAGCGCCAAGAAGAGCUGGGGGGUGCUGUGUACGUGUACCUGAACCAGGGAGGUCACUGGGCUGAGGUCAGCCCUCUCCGGCUCUGCGGCUCCCCUGACUCCAUGUUCGGGAUCAGCCUGGCUGUCCUGGGCGACCUCAACCAAGAUGGCUUCCCAGACAUCGCCGUGGGGGCUCCCUUUGAUGGGCAUGGGAAAGUCUUUAUCUACCAUGGGAGCAGCCUGGGGGUUGUCGUCAAACCUUCCCAGGUGCUGGAGGGCGAGGCUGUGGGCAUAAAGAGCUUCGGAUACUCUCUGUCGGGCGGCCUGGACGUGGAUGGGAACCAUUACCCUGACCUGCUGGUGGGCUCCCUGGCCGACACGGCCGUGCUCUUCAGGGCCAGACCUGUCCUCCAUGUCUCACAUGAGGUCUUCAUUGCUCCACGAACCAUUGACCUAGAACAGCCCAACUGUGCUGGUGGCCACUCAGUCUGUGUGGACCUCAGAGUCUGUUUCAGCUACAUUGCAGCACCCAGCAGCUACAGCCCUAUUGUGGCCCUGGAUUACGUGUUAGAUGGGGACACAGACCGCAGGCUCCGGGGCCAGGUCCCCCGUGUGACCUUCCUGAGCCGUGGCCCGGAUGAUCCCAAGCACCAGGCCUCGGGCACCGUGUGGCUGAAACACCAGCAUGACCGAGUCUGUGGAGACACCCUGUUCCAGCUACAGGAGAAUGUCAAAGACAAGCUUCGGGCCAUUGUGGUUACCCUGUCCUAUAGUCUCCAGACCCCUCGGCUCCGGCGACAGGCUCUUGGCCAGGGGCUGCCCCCAGUGGCCCCCAUCCUCAGUGCCCACCAGCCCAGCACCCAGCGGGCAGAGAUCCACUUCCUGAAGCAAGGCUGUGGUGAAGACAAGAUCUGCCAGAGCAAUCUGCAGCUGGUCCACGCCCGCUUCUGUGCCCGGGUCAGCGACACGGAGUUCCAGCCUCUGCCCAUGGAUGCGGAUGGGACAACAGCCCUGUUUGCACUGAGUGGGCAGCCAGUCAUCGGCCUAGAGCUGAAGGUCACCAACCUGCCCUCGGACCCAGCCCAGCCCCAGGCUGAUGGGGAUGAUGCCCACGAAGCCCAGCUCCUUGUCACCCUCCCUGCCUCUCUGCACUACUCAGGAGUCCGGGCCCUGGACCCUGCGGAGAAGCCGCUGUGCCUGUCCAAUGAGAAUGCCUCCCAUGUCGAGUGUGAGCUGGGGAACCCCAUGAAGAGGGGUGCCCAGGUCACUUUCUACCUCAUCCUGAGCACCUCAGGGAUCACCAUUGAGACCACAGAGUUGGAGGUGGAGCUGCUGUUGGCCACGAUCAGUGAGCAGGAGCUGCAUCCGGUCUCUGCCCGAGCCCGUGUCUUCAUUGAGCUGCCGCUGUCCAUCACAGGGGUAGCCAUUCCUCAGCAGCUCUUCUUCUCCGGUGUGGUGCGGGGUGAGAGCGCCAUGCAGUCCGAGCGGGAUGUCGGCAGCAAGGUCAAGUAUGAGGUCACGGUCUCCAACCAAGGCCAGUCGCUCAACACUCUGGGCUCUGCCUUCCUCAACAUCAUGUGGCCCCACGAGAUUGCCAACGGGAAGUGGCUGCUGUACCCCAUGCGGGUGGAGCUCGAGGGCGGGCAGGGGCCUGGGCAGAAGGGGCUCUGUUCCCCCAGGCCCAACAUCCUCCACCUGGAUGUGGACAGCAGGGAUAGGCGGCGGCGGGAGCUGGAGCGGCCAGAGCAGCAAGAGCCUCGUGAGCCACCGGAGCCCAGUACGUCCUGGUGGCCAGUGUCCUCUGCAGAGAAGAAGAAAAACGUCACCCUGGACUGCGCCCGGGGCACGGCCAACUGCGUGGUGUUCAGCUGCCCCCUCUACAGCUUCGACCGUGCGGCUGUGCUGCACGUCUGGGGCCGCCUCUGGAACAGCACCUUCCUGGAGGAGUACUCAGCUGUGAAGUCCCUGGAAGUGAUCGUCCGAGCCAACAUCACUGUGAAGUCCUCCAUCAAGAACUUGCUGCUCAGAGACGCCUCCACAGUGAUCCCAGUGAUGGUAUACUUGGACCCGGUGGCUGUGGUGGCAGAAGGAGUCCCCUGGUGGGUCAUCCUUUUGGCUGUCCUGGCCGGGCUGCUGGUGCUGGCGCUGCUGGUGCUGCUCUUGUGGAAGUUGGGAUUCUUCAAGCGGGCGCGGUACCCCGAGGCCACCGUACCCCAGUACCACGCGGUGAAGAUCCCUCGGGAAGACCGACAGCAGUUCAAGGAGGAGAAGACGGGCACCAUCCUAAGGAAUAACUGGGGCAGCCCCCGGCGGGAGAGCCCCGAUGCACAUCCCAUCCUCGCUGCGGAUGGGCACCCUGAGCUGGGCCCUGAUGGGCAUCCUGUGCCAGGAACUGCCUAGCUUCCUCUGUCCCAGUCUGGCCGUGGGUCCCCUCCACCCCUUCCCCAGAGAUGGCUUCUUGGGAUGGAGAGGGCAGAGCGGGUUGCUGGUGUCCCGUCAGGAUUUGGCAAGAUCUGUUUCCUCAGGGGCAUAGACCUCGUCCCCCGUGAGGAGCACCCCGAAACUUCCCCUUAGAAUGCUGUGAGAUGAGAGGGGCACAUCAGGGAUGCGGUUAAGGGGUGGAGUGAGAAGGGCAGCCAUGUCCUGACGCAAAGGUGGGGAGAAGGAACCCGUCUCCCUCCCUCUCCCGUUCGCCCAGUGUAACCAGACCCCGAGGACUCGUCUCCCUGAAAGUGCCUUAGCCCAGAAGGUUGGGGAGGAGGCUGCAUGGCUGACUCAGGAGCUCUUCCCUCUCUAGUGUCACCUCUCCUCUGACCUUAGUUUGCUGUAUCAAUCUAGUGGAUUUUGUCUAUUUAUUAAAAACUAUUUGAGGACAAAA
Molecule: messenger RNA, 4366 nt
Organism: Equus quagga
Lineage: Eukaryota; Metazoa; Chordata; Mammalia; Perissodactyla; Equidae
Gene: ITGA7
Product: integrin subunit alpha 7
Exons: 26
Coding region: 214-3888 (1224 amino acids)
Biological process (GO): cell-cell adhesion; integrin-mediated signaling pathway; cell-matrix adhesion
Cellular component (GO): external side of plasma membrane; integrin complex
Molecular function (GO): integrin binding
Source: RefSeq, a predicted model, not a curated record